AUGGAUUCGCUUGCUUGGUUCUCCAUUUUGUAUGUUUUGCUUGAAGGUUAGCGUGUACAGUACUUCCCUAACGGCAAGGUGGGGAGCCCUGUAGAUCAGCUUGUUUACUUGCAGCUCACUAACGACCAGUGGGCCUUCAUAAAGAAUCGAGAGACGGAGAUUAAACUAACUCUCACUCGGCUUUGUUUCUUUUCAUCGACACAUGUUCGAAGAGACGACGCCAGAAAAAUUCACAAGUAGCAAGUCGGUCGUGGCGUGUUGUGGUCAGCCACUUUGAUCCAUAACAAUGUUGACUGACGACCAGUGGGAUCUCAUCAACCGGAAGUCACUUCAAGGAUGGACAACGGUGAAGUAAACAUAACAUUGAGCAGAGAUGACUGUACAAGUAAACUGGUCUACAUCAAAAGUCCAGAGAGGAGCAGUUCAUUGACAGUGGCCCCUCACAGUGCAAGCAGCUCUUCGGCCUCUAUUAUUCUCCCAUCCAGUCUAUUAAUGCAGCCUGGACAGUCUAACGGCCUCAACAGCAGCCCUGCGCCAGUGGAAGUCACGUCUUCCUCCAUUACUGCCACUGUUAGCACGCUGCAGGAAGAGCCACAACAUAAGGGCCUCACCAAAGAUCAGAAGCUGGUCUCAUCUAGCCGCCUCAACUUCGAGGAGAAGUUGAUGCAGUCAGGGGGCAGAACAGCACACCUAACCCCAUCUUCCAUGGAUUCCCUUAUCGGAGGAUCAGAUCCUAGCUUUUUCACCAUGAAAACUGAGGAUUUCUCUUUGGAUAAAAUAGGUCAUGAUCCUACUGACCUUGAUCAUGCUUUUGAGCACAUUGGCAAAGACAUCGACAUGAACCAGAAGUUAUUCAGUGAUAACACUCUGGAUCUGCUCAGUGACUUUGAGCUCACCGGCUCCCCAUCGGAUUUUUAUGUAGGGGAUGACGCCUUCCUGUCCACCCUAGCAGAUGAUGCUCUGCUUGUGGACGUCACCCCGGAGAAGGAAAUCAAGCCUGUUACCGCUGAGAGCGCUGCCAGCAGUGGCCCCCUUGCUUUCAAUGGCAACAACAACAUUAUCAAUCCUGAUCAGUCCAGCUCAAGCGUAUCCACAACCUUAACGUCGCCCACCACAAUGGUGAAGAAAGAAAAAGAUGGCGACUUCAUUCAGCUCUGCACUCAAGGUGUGAUUAAACAAGAGAAGAUGUCUUUUUGCCAGAUAAGCAGCACCACAUCCCCUGACCUGCCCACAUCUAGUCCCAUCUCCAUCUGCGGGGUGAGCACCUCUGGAGGUCAGAGCUUCCACUAUGGACUCGAUUCGCAGCCGCUUAAGGAUCAGAAGUCUGUCACCUGCCAGUAUGUUCCUGUUGCCACCGUUGGUGCACCCUGGAACAGAGGACUGACUCCCGGGCCAGUCUCAGGCUUGAAUAAACCCUCUGAGGCCUUCUCAGCCACCCCUACCUACCGCACCGGCUUUGCCAGCUCGACUUCCCGACCGGAAGGCACCACGGCGCCGUCGUCCACCCAGGGCAAGAGUGGCACUCACAAAAUCUGCUUGGUGUGCUCCGACGAGGCUUCUGGGUGCCACUACGGCGUGCUCACGUGUGGCAGCUGCAAGGUGUUCUUCAAAAGAGCAGUGGAAGGGCAACAUAAUUACUUGUGUGCUGGAAGAAAUGACUGCAUCAUAGAUAAAAUCAGGAGGAAGAACUGCCCAGCCUGCCGCUUCCGCAAGUGUCUAAUGGCCGGCAUGAAUCUAGAAGCGCGCAAAACCAAGAAGAAUCGCGUGAAAGGCAUCCAGCCAAGCAACUCACCCGAGUUGCUGCCCCCGAAGCCAGCCGAACCUCAGGCACUCGUCCCCAAGUGUAUGCCUCAGCUGGCCCCCACGAUGCUGUCCCUUCUGAAGGCCAUCGAGCCCGACACCCUCUACGCGGGCUACGACAACACCCUGCCUGACACCCUCUCGCGCGUCCUGACCUCUCUUAACAGACUGGGUGGCCGACAGCUCAUUUCUGCGGUCAAAUGGGCGAAGGCUUUGCCAGGUUUCAGGAACCUCCACUUGGAUGACCAGAUGACCCUGCUCCAGUGCUCGUGGCUCUUCCUCAUGUCAUUUAGCCUGGGCUGGAGGUCGUACCGGCAGUGCAACAGCAACAUCCUCUUUUUUGCUCCGGACCUUAUCAUGAACGAGGAGCAAAUGAAGCUGCCCUACAUGGUCGACCAGUGCAAGCAAAUGAUGAGGAUUAGCAGCGAGUUUGUCCGCCUGCAGGUUUCCCUUGAUGAGUAUCUUUGCAUGAAGGUCCUGCUGCUGCUCAGCACAGUGCCAAAAGAUGGCCUGAAGAGUCAGGCGGCUUUCGACGAGAUACGAAUGUCGUACAUCAAGGAACUGGGAAAAGCCAUUGUGAAGCGAGAGGAGAACUCCAGCCAGAACUGGCAACGUUUCUACCAGCUCACCAAGCUGCUGGACUCCAUGCAUGAGAUGGUCGGCGGGCUUCUCAACUUCUGCUUUUACACCUUUGUGAAUAAAUCGCUGAGCGUGGAGUUCCCGGAGAUGCUGGCCGAGAUUAUCAGCCACCAGCUUCCCAAAGUCAAGGCCGGUGGCGUCAAAGCCCUCCUUUUCCACCAGAAAUGACCCGUUUGCUCCCAUCGGAGGCCAUGCCUUAACACCCAAGACCACCACCACCCUGAAAAGACUGAGUACAUACAUCUUUGGGAGCGGGCGGAGGUUUUUCAGAUUUCUUAGGAAUUGUCGUGCAGACGAGUGCGCUUCACACCCAUGUUGUCUCAGGUGACUUCCUUCAACGAAACAACUAUAUCCGUCGACUCUACACAUGAAUUACUUUGUACAGAUUCUAAUAGUAUUUUUGCAUCCGGACAGUUUUCCAGGUUGUAGUCACGUGGAAGCCAACUAAACUCCAUGACUAUUUAGUAUUUUGAAACUCUUGAGUUGUUAUAGGAGGUUGCGACUAGACUAGCGCCCCGUCUCAAUGAUCUCGCUUCAUUUUGUGCUUUGAUCCGUUUCGAUAUGAAAAACACUUUUACGUUAGCCAUUCAAGAUUACGCCACAAGCUGACCUCUUCACGGUUUACACACGUCGAUUCAUAAAGGGAAAAAAAAAUGUGCCUUUUAUUUUGGUGUUGUCGUUGCGUAAAAUAUCAUCUCAGCUAUCUCUUCCUACCUGCGUGUGGGGCGUUGAGGGGCGUGCCUCUCCUCAGCCCAUCGCAAGUUUACCCUGAUUGUACUACAUGCAGUUGCGAGGCUUCCUUUUGAAACGACUGUUUUCCUUUCUCCUCUGAGCAGAGCUGCGUGCAUAUACGUAUGUGCGUGACUCGUCCCCGUACCACACAUGAAAUUCCCAAAGUGCGAUAUAAGUACUUUGGACUCUGCUAUAAAUAACGGCUUUCAAAGACUGUGAAGGAUGACUGUGGCUUCGUCACAGUCUUCAUAUAAGAUUUGGGGUUUUAGCCCGCCUCAUCUCAAAUUGGCACCCCACCCCUUCCUUUCCCCACUCAUUUACCUUAAACCCUCCAUUGUAUUUAACAGAAUGUGAUUUGCGUCAACCAAUCAGAAAAGAGAGUCCUAUUUUCAUGCGGAUUUGUAGCUUGUUAGUGCAUCUGAAGGGUGCAGCUGUUCAGCCAUGAGGGCGAGUGUGUGAUCCUGAUCCUGCGUCGCCCCGAAACUCAUCGCACCGUGUUUUACUCAAAAUGUCCACCUACACCUUUAAAGUUGAACACAUCACUGAUGGUUAAAAUAUUUCCUCAUAUAGUGGUUUUGUUACUUGACUGAAGAAGAGCACUUGGUGUCUGUUACGGUUUAGGUUAGAGAGACUCUCAAGUCAACUCGGCUGUGCUUCGAGAGCACUUUAAAACAAACACCGCUGGAUGCUAAGUGCUCUGCAUGGAUAAAAAAAUAAUAUCGAUUAUAUUUUAUCAUUCACGGUAAAUAAUUAUUAUUCAUUUUUAAAUGGUUCCGCAAUAUGCUAUGUAUCAUCUAUGACUAGAAUAUUGUAUCUUGCAAGGGUUUCCCAAAUAGUAGACUUUGUUUCCUCCCCGCGGACCUAAACAUGUACUGCUAUCUGAAGAUUUCUUUUUUCGGACAAUUUGAAAUUACAUUGCUUAAAAAAAAUAAAAAAAAAGAUUUAGAGAAUUAUGGCAUUUAUUUACCCUGACCUGCAAAUGCUACAAACAAUAUAUUAUUGUGCAAAACCCCAUGCAUCCAGAAAUAGAAUUUUUACAGAAAAUGAUGCAGUAGACUUUCUGAGUGCACCAAAGCAAUAUCUUUGUACCUCGGGAUUAUUUUAUAAUAUAAUAUAAAUGAGCUCUUUUUCACCCAAUAUCUGCCAGCUAGAGUCACUUAAACCAUGUCUCCUUAAAGUUACCUCCCGUGGGGAGUAUCUCUUAACUUCUGCAGUGAGCUAUCGGGUGGGAUCGACUAACUGC
Messenger RNA from Hippocampus comes (tiger tail seahorse), 4414 nucleotides. It is a transcript of the gene nr3c1, whose product is annotated as nuclear receptor subfamily 3, group C, member 1 (glucocorticoid receptor). Gene Ontology annotation, molecular function: zinc ion binding; steroid binding; nuclear glucocorticoid receptor activity. The record is from RefSeq and is a predicted model, not a curated record. Gene Ontology annotation, cellular component: nucleus. Lineage: Eukaryota; Metazoa; Chordata; Actinopteri; Syngnathiformes; Syngnathidae. The coding region runs from base 337 to 2607 and encodes 756 amino acids. The transcript is spliced from 9 exons. Gene Ontology annotation, biological process: nuclear receptor-mediated glucocorticoid signaling pathway; regulation of DNA-templated transcription.